AUGCAGCCUCAGUCUCUUUCUGCUGGGGGCUCCUCGACUUCAGCUUCGACAUCAGGCCCGGGGUCUCGCUCUGAGUUCCUUAAGAGCAUAGACCGUCUGCUGCUUGAGUGCAGUCACAGUGUUGCGGGCUCCAGUGAACUGGAGCUGCCGUGGGAGUCUGGCAUUCUUAAAGAGAUAUUCUGCCCGGAGCAUGCUGCCCCGAUCAUCCCUUCAGUGAAAUUUCCUUUUGAUAUUCCCAUUUCUUCAGCUUCGAGCCUUGGUGAAGCGGAGAAGCUUGCAAAGCCGGAGCCUCGAUCCUGCAGCUUCUUUAAAGCCGUUUCUCAAAAGGUCAGAGUGGUGAAGGAGUCUUUUGAGAAGGGAACGCAACUCGUCUCGGAUGCACUUGGGGGUAAAGCCCUGUCUACCCUCCAGAAAAGGUACGGGCAAUUAUCCAAGUACGUCACUUGGUGCAACGACACAGGGUGCAUAGGUUUCCCCCUUUCUUCGGAUCUUGUGCGGCAAUACACCGAGUUUGCAGUGAAGACCAAAGGGCAUGGGUCAGUGUCAAGCAACCUUGAGUCUUUCAACUUUGCGAUCUAUGUCCUUGGUGUUUUCAUUGGUGAGCCUCUCCGGUCUGACCCGGUCUUGACAGGACGUGCUCGACGCGAGAGAUUGAACAAGCCUCCCAGGAGGCAGGCACGCUCGUUUCUCGUUGCAGAAGUGCUUCACCUCGAGGGUUUCCUUGCAUCCGAAUCCAAUGCACUAUUGGACCGAUUUGCCGCUGGUUGCAUGCUCUUCGCGAUCUUUGCCAGGGUUGCGCGGCAAGUGGAUCAAGACCUUCUUCAGAAGGACGAUGGUUCCGCGCUGUUGUGUGUGCCCACGUCUGUGGGCUCUUUGCUCAACCAUCCGAUCAAGAAUGAAGCCUUCGUAGUGUGGAUCAAUGGCAUCCUUAAGGAUCUCCCUUUCUUCGGAGGUCACUUCACCGGCCACACAGCGAAGUCUACUUUACUUCCUUGGUUGGCCAAAUGGGGCGGCUCUGAGGAUGACAGGGCCAUUCUUGGGCAUCACAUGCCUAAGAGCAAGAGCGUAGCCACUUACAGCAGAGAUCUUCAGGCUGGUCCUUUGAGAGUGCUGUGGUCUCUUCUAUGUGACGUUCGGUCUGGAGCUUUCCUUCCUGAUUGCACACGCUCUGGCCGCUUUGUACGUCAGGUCGAGGAUUCAGGAGUGGAGCCGGCUCUUGACGUUCCUGCUGGUCUCCCUGAUGGGGCCCUCAGCCCUGAUCUUGACUUCGGUGUCUUCGGUGAGGGCCAAGGGCCUGUGAACAUGGGCAGCGAGGUUGGCCCUGAGGAGGAGUUAGCGUGGUACCGUAACCAAGAGCUGGAGGAUGCUGACAUCGAUGCUUUCCUCAACGAGAGCCGUGGCAGAGAGCUUGAGCCCCGGGAUUUCUCAGACCUUCCGCCCGAACCGGGAGCUUCUGAUGAUCUCAAUGUGGAGGGGGAUCGAGAUGGCAGCGGUUCGGACUCUGAAUCGAGUUCGAGCUCCAGCUCUUCUUCAAGUUCUUCAAGUGCUGAUGAGAAGGUCCAGGCAGCGAGCGACUUAGCAUGCAGAUUGAAGCACCACGUCGUGGAGGGAUGCAAGCUUUACCAGCAUUGCAGGACAAAGACUGUGCAUCGCAUGCUUGAAAACUCGAGCGACGAUAAGUUUGUUUGUGGCAGGCCUCUCACCAAAGACCAUCGCCCCUUCAGGACUUUGGUCAAGAUCACUGCUUGGGAUUGCAAGCAAUGCGCUCAGAGAAAGCCGAUUAGCAACACCGGUGCCCUUGUCGGUGCGCUUGAUGUUGCCUUGGGCAAGCGAUGA
Molecule: messenger RNA, 1836 nt
Organism: Symbiodinium sp. CCMP2592
Lineage: Eukaryota; Dinophyceae; Suessiales; Symbiodiniaceae
Source: the annotation of a GenBank genome assembly